UUAGAGGAUGGGCUGGUAUGUGAGACUUCAAACAGCUUUCGACCCCAGGUUGAAGUUCAGCAGACUACUUGUUCACCUGGUGCAGGAAGAACAGGGUGGGCCAGCACAGUGUUCUAGCGCUCAAGUGUACCAGUGUCUGCACGACUGUCAGGUCGCAGGAAUUCGUGGUGCACACUUGGUGCACUUAGACCUCUCAGCCGUUAGAGGUGCUUCCCGACUUGCACUGUAUCCUGCCUCGCUUGCCUCUCACCAUGAUGAGUGUUGCACAGACACCGGCAAGCUCGAUGUGGAGAUGGUUUUCGAUGGCCCGAGAGGCAGGCGGCCCUACCUACUACCCUCUCCAGCAGCUGCCAUACCCAGCCUUUGCCUGGCACAUCCAGACUGCUCUCAGCAUCAUCGUCUUCCUCGUUCCCAUCAUUCCCUUCGUCUUCCUGCUGUUGUCGUCAAGGCAGAAGCACUGGCCCUCCUUCAUAGUGGUGCUCCUGUGCUUCCUGACGGGGUUCGUCCUGACGGUGGUGUUUGGGUCGUCGUGGUGGAUGGUGGGGCAGGCGGAGGUGGUGAUGAGCGUAGGACCUCUCCGGCCACCAGUGGGGGGCACCAUGGGCGUGUUGGCGGGGCUCGCUCACGUUAACCUCACCUACAUCACCCCGACCUUCUCCCUGAACGAGAUGGUAUCAUGGACAACGCAGAUGGACUUAAUGCUCGCACACAGGAGGGCACUGCGGGCAGGGUGGCCUUGGGGCCUGCUGUGCCUGACGGCGGAGCUGGGCGGCGAGAGCAGGGCGUGGCGUGGGUCUCUAGGUGACGGUCUCAGAGAAGCAGGGUUGAUCACCUCCUCCCUGCUGGUGGCAGCCAUGUACGUGUGGGGGAUUUGGGUUGUGCUCUUCACCGUGGCCCCGGAGCUCACUGCUCUCCCACUCAUGCUGACGGGGUUGCUCAUGGCCCUCGCAUCUCUCACUUACGUCGUCUGUAUUGGCGCUCACAUCCCCUCCAAGUUGAUGGUGAGCGGGACUAGCAUGGAGCUGCAGCUGGGGUUAUCGUGGUGGCUGACCACGGUCACGGGGAUAAUAUUAACGGCUGCUGGUUGUGGUCUGUUUCUCUAUGAUGCAAAGUACCCUGGAUAUCUCUCGCUAUAUUUCGAGAUGGAUUUUGGAACAGAAAGUCGCAGACUGUUUCCCCCGAGUUGGGACCAUACUGAAACUCUACUGGCAUAUACUUCUCCAGAUACCUCUUCUCGGGGAUAUUCUACAUUUUAUUUAAAUAGCAAACAAACAAGCCCCAAGAAAGUUGUGGAUAACAACGCAUAUUACACGCCUGACGAGAAUAACAACUAUCAGCUAAACUACAACGCAAUGACUUAUAACCCAAACCAGGGAACAGAUGUUAUGUUGAAAGAGAACGGAAUAAUUUCAUUUUAUUACGAGCGUACUGUUCCUGGUCCUUCACAAAGUUUUGGGAGAGGGCCAAUGAUGACAAAUUGCGAGAGUAUCACGCAGGGAGCCGGCAGCCUAGCGCACCACCAGCAACACACGCCCCUCACCAACAAUCCCAACACACUACGCCGACGGUCUCCGGAGGUGACGGGGCCUUCACAGCUAAUGUUACCCUUGUUCUGCACGACUCCAAAGUCCCACGAGCCUGUAAACCCACGCCACAGUCAGGGCUUGUCCCUACACUCCAGACCAAGUUUCUUGGUUCGAUCUGGCAGGAAAUCUUUUAAGCAGUUAAUGUCCAGAGAUAACUCCAAGUUCAGCCCAAGGAACUAUCCGAAGGCGUCGCUAAUUUCCUGUCGGAAGACCUCUCGCUUUCUUUCGAGCAGCGCUUCUGAGCAAGUGUUGGAACGUUCACAGCAGGAUACAAUAGCUAAAGAACUGAUGCAGUCCAGCACUCUCUUUUAGGCUAUUGUCAUAAUUUUCUUCCCUAAGAUUUUUAGUGCAGUAGUUGAUUACACUUUCCUACAUUUACUUUGUUUUAUAAAGAAACUCAGAGGCAUGCCCACAUUUGUAUUUAAUUUGUACUACCUAGAGCUAAUAAGCCCAUAAAAAAUUAUUGUUCAUAUGUUGUAUAAAAGUAUUUUAGCCAAUAUUUGUAAAUGUUUCUUCAUAUAUAUAUAUAUAAGUAAAUUUUUUUAUUUAUCCACUUCAAAAUAAAUAUAUAAGCGUA
Messenger RNA from Procambarus clarkii (red swamp crayfish), 2163 nucleotides. RefSeq lists its product as uncharacterized. Gene Ontology annotation, cellular component: endoplasmic reticulum membrane. The record is from RefSeq and is a predicted model, not a curated record. Gene Ontology annotation, biological process: protein transport. NCBI's taxonomy places the organism in Eukaryota, Metazoa, Arthropoda, Malacostraca, Decapoda, Cambaridae.